AUGAUAACUAGUAGUAUAGAUGUGCUUGUUAAUCCACUUAUUCUAUUAAUAAGUAUAUUAUCAGCUAUAAUCAUUAUACUAUUAAAUGAUUUUUUAAAAAAGAUAUUAUAUAUAAUGACAGGUAAUAAACAAGAAUUAAUAAUGAAUAUACACAUUAACAAUAUAAAUACACAAACAUAA
This is a messenger RNA of Hepatospora eriocheir, 180 nucleotides long. The record is from the annotation of a GenBank genome assembly. NCBI's taxonomy places the organism in Eukaryota, Fungi, Microsporidia, Hepatosporidae.